AUGUCAGCGGAGCCUCCAAGACAUGUUGUUCCUUCACGGAAGAAGGAGCCGUAUGUAGCAGUAUCGUGUCCAUACACAGACUGCAGGGUCACGAUUGAAUAUCUUCCUCCGGGCCCAGAAACGGCCGCGGCACUGCCCGAGUCAGUCUCAACAUUUUCUGUUGCCUGUGUCGAGUGCCAUCGCAAGUUCGACCCUCCAGGUGCUCCAAAAACCUUGCGCGAGGCACGCAAGAAGGCAAAUGGGUAUGGCGGUCGAGGUGCUACACACAAGCGGCGCAUUGGAACCGAUGAGCGCCCCUUGGACAUGUCUUUUUAUGAUAUGCUGGGUGUGCCUGCACAAGCGUCUGUGGAAGAAAUCAAGAAAGCAUACCGCAGACUUGCGAUCAAAUUGCACCCUGAUAAGAAUCCUGAUGAUGUUGAGGGCGAGGAAAAAUUCAAAGCGCUCGCAACCGCGUACCAAGUGCUAUCGGAUGCUGAGCUCCGGCACAAAUACAAUGAGUUUGGCCCAUCGACGCCCGGGCUUAUCAAUGAGGAUGGAAUUGUUGAUCCAGAGCAGAUCUUUGGUGGUCUUUUUGGAGGUGAUCGCUUUCAGGAUAUCAUUGGCACCAUCAGCAUUGGUCGGGAGAUGAAAGAGGCGCUUCAGCAAAACUCUGAGGAACUCGAACGCAACGCCGACGAACAAGGCAGUGAUGUAAAAUCGGAGCAGCUUUCUGCUGAACAAAAAGCUGCGAAAGAAAAAGAAGACGAGCGCCGCGAAAAAGAGAAGGAGCGCGAGCGCGAAAAGCGUGUGUCGCACUUGGCCGAGAAAUUGGAGCGCAAACUGAGCGUCUACACGGAAAGUGUUGCCGUUGGCGGUGACGAAGAACAAUUAGAACAAGUGCGACGGGGCUUCCGCGAAAUGAACAGGCUUGAAGCCGAGGAACUCAAGACAGAAAAUUUUGGCGUGGAACUGUUGCAUACAGUCGGAUUUGUGUACGCAGCCAAAUCGCGUCAUUGUCUAGCGUCUAUGGGCAUGUUUGGCAACAUUAGUGGCAUGUACUACGCGGCAAGUAGCUCUUUCCACACAGUUCGCGAGACUGUAUCCACCGUGCGCGCGGCACUGGAUCUGAAGAGCGUGUUUGAAGAGAUUGCGCGUGCGGAGGAAGAAGGAAUCACAGAAGAGCGCAAAAAGCAGCUCGAGGAUGUUGCUGCGGAAAAGGGCAUGCGCGCACUGUUUAAGAGCGCUAAACUGGAAGUGGAGAGCGUUAUCCGGGAGGUGUCUGAGCGCGUACUGUACAAUACUACCAUUUCCAAAGACACACAGCGUCUCCGCGCUGAAGCAUUAAGCACUCUUGGCGACAUUUAUGCACAAAUACAGCCGGAAAAGGCAGAGUAA
This is a messenger RNA of Malassezia vespertilionis, 1374 nucleotides long. RefSeq lists its product as uncharacterized. The transcript has a single exon. Bases 1 to 1374 code for a protein of 457 amino acids. The record is from RefSeq and is a predicted model, not a curated record. NCBI's taxonomy places the organism in Eukaryota, Fungi, Basidiomycota, Malasseziomycetes, Malasseziales, Malasseziaceae.